Angiostrongylus costaricensis is the source of this 237-nucleotide messenger RNA. Lineage: Eukaryota; Metazoa; Nematoda; Chromadorea; Rhabditida; Metastrongylidae. The record is from the annotation of a GenBank genome assembly.
AUGACGUCGUGGCGACGACGUUUCCAUGGCCAGCCGUUGUCGUGGGAUGUGGUAUUGUCGUCCGGUCGAUUGAAGAUCGAUCGAUUUGCUUGGAAAUUCAAAGAACAGAGAGCGGCGUGUCCGACCGUAACGGCGCUAAGUUAUCACACUGUAGAUCUUCCUUUCCUCCGUAAGGCGUUGUUGGCGAUACAUGUGCUCAUCACAUUCGCCGUCGCGUGGGAGCCGACCGCUCAAUGA